Messenger RNA from Eremomyces bilateralis CBS 781.70, 1919 nucleotides. RefSeq names its product UPF0052 domain protein. Gene Ontology annotation, molecular function: LPPG:FO 2-phospho-L-lactate transferase activity. Lineage: Eukaryota; Fungi; Ascomycota; Dothideomycetes; Eremomycetales; Eremomycetaceae. The record is from RefSeq and is a predicted model, not a curated record. Bases 192 to 1640 code for a protein of 482 amino acids. The transcript has 4 exons.
CUUGCGCUGUGUACACUAAAUGCGGAAUUGCCUCGUGCUGUCUAGAUCCCGAGCCAACAAAUAGUACGGAUAUGAAAGCAACUUUACAUCAAUUCCAACUCAAGAAACGUGUUCAGAUCUGGCACCACUUAAAUAAUCUUGGAUCGUGCUGAUGAAGUCAAAAACGCCAUCUUCUUGAUCUGUGUAAAGCGAUGGAUGACCACCUCCAACCCCUCCCAGCUCUCCUGCUCCAGAACGGCUCGCGCAAUCGGAAGGGGAUCGUGGUUUUCUCCGGUGGCAGCGCCGCCAACAAUCUCGUCGACGUGUUCUCGACGCUUGUUGAGAGCCGAAAAUGUAACCUGAGUUAUGUCAUCCCCAUCAGUGAUAACGGGGGAAGUUCGUCCGAACUGAUCAGAGUCGUGGGAGGACCGGGGAUCGGUGACGUGAGAAGCCGCUUGGUCCGCCUCAUCCCCGAAGACGACGACGUGAACUCCGAGCGGACCGCCCUCCACAACUUCUUUAACCAUCGGCUGGCACCCGACCCGGACAAGGCACGGCACGAGUGGCUCGAGAUCGUGGAAGCGCGAAGCCCCCUGUGGAGUCAUAUUCCGUCCGAAAAGAAGGAGCUCAUCCGUUCUAUCUUGAACCACGUCAACCAGGAGAUCGUGAAGCGAAUCCGGCCGUCGUCGACCUUUAACUUCUCGGCGGCGAGCAUUGGGAACUUGUUUUUGACUGGUGCGCGACUCUUCACAGGGAGCUUUGAAAGCGCUAUAUACCUCCUGAGCAAUAUCUGCCGGGUCCCACACCAUGUGUCCGUAUUGCCGGCUAUCAACACUAACUUCGCACAUCAUAUCGCUGCGGGUUUGACCGAUGGAACGUCCAUCGUCGGGCAAAAUGCAAUCUCCCACCCGAGUGAGCCAACCUCAUUAAACCCCCACGCGAACAUCGACGCGGAGACGAAUGCCCAUGAUUCGAUCGAAGAUGCCAAUCUCCCGGGGACGCUCCCCACCUUGCGCAAACAGUACAUCUCCUUCUCCAAACACCACGAAGAAGAUCUGCCGUCGCGCAUCGACCGGAUCUGGUACAUCAACCCCUACGGCCAGGAGAUCGGCCUCCUCGCGAACCCCAAGGUGGUUGCGGCGCUGGACGACGCGUCGGCCGUGAUCUUCAGCAUCGGCUCGCUGUAUACCUCCAUCAUCCCAUCGUUGAUCCUUCGCGGUGUGGGAGAGCGGCUCGCGUCCCCGGCCAUCCGCAACAAGGUGCUCAUUCUCAAUGGUACGAUCGAUCGGGAGACCGGACCGUCGAACAACCCGUAUACAGCCGUGGAUUUCAUCGCCGCAAUCGCCCGCGCCGCAGCAACGAGUCGCGGCCAACAUCAACCGCCGGACCCCCACGAGUACAGGUUAUAUGUGACGCAUCUGAUCCAUUUAGACGGAGACGGGGCACCUAAGGUCGACAAAGACGAACUCUCCCGCCUGGGGAUUGAGACCAUCCGGUUGUACGGACGGAAGAUGAGUAAUGGGAAGGGACUGGGGUACGAUGGGAAAGGGUUGACGCAGGCGCUGGAGGCGACGAUCGGCAAACGGGACCCGAGUCGGAGCCGGAGGAAUACGUUGAAUGAUUCGUAUCCGUCGAAUCAAAAACCAGACGCCACGCCUUGACCUAAAGCAAUAGAGAUGGAUAUCGUGGAACACUCCGAAUGGACGUCAUCAACUCCCGACGCCGCGUUCACCGAAUCGUGACCGCCUUCAGCUUCUUCCCCAGAUCCUCCGUCCCCUCUGGCUUCCUCUUCAGCAGCUCCUCCAGCCCUAGGUCGCGCCACACCGGCUCCUUCACUGUCUGGGUGGCGCGCGUGAUCCCGAACGCCGCGUGCUGGUCCGGUACGACGUCGUCUUCGUCCUCCGGGUUCAGUGGUUGGAGAUGGGAGGGGACGAAGAUGU